Messenger RNA from Diversispora eburnea, 984 nucleotides. The record is from the annotation of a GenBank genome assembly. Lineage: Eukaryota; Fungi; Glomeromycota; Glomeromycetes; Diversisporales; Diversisporaceae.
AUGUCUGUUACAACAACAUAUGUGCCUAUUGAAGAUUCCGAAAAUGUUCCUGACGUUCCUUUAGUGUUUAUCUCAAAUACCUACUUAGAUGGUCUUACUGCUAACAUGCGUUCACUACCUAUUCCUUGGGAGGGUUUUAGAAGCACUUCACUUAUUUCUCAAGAAGAAUUUGAACUAUUAAAACAAGUUGACCAGAUAAGUCGGGAACAUUUUAAAACUUUGAUGAAUAAGGAAGCGAAAAAGUAUGCGGAACUAUUUGUAAAUAUCUUAGGAAAAUUCAAUCGGGUCGAUCCUCAACAAUAUGUUUUAGUUUUAAUUGGAGAUAUGCUUUCAGAUGAUGAAAAGCGUACAGUAUAUUUUCAUGAACUUUCCGAACAAAAUCCCGAACUUCCUUAUCCCGAUAAACCUCUACCAUUCAACAUUAAUGAAUUCUUUCGUUGGAUUAUCUUAAAACUUAAAAGUAAAAAUCCUCAGGUUAAUGAUUUGACGGUUCAGAUUUUAGAAUCAAUUUUAAGAGUUCCCGUUCAUCGUUUGGAAUUUUGGAGUUUGAUUCAAGAAAAAGCACCCGAAGCAAAUUUACCGGCAAUGUUAGUCGCCAAACUAUUAAACUUUUGUGAAAAUUUAUCUGCUCGGAAAUGGUCGGAUUCCGAAAUUGUGGAGGAUAUCGAAUUUUUAAAAAUUCAACUUCAAGAAAAUUUCCAUAGUUUGACAACAUUUGAUGAAUAUGCAUCAGAAAUUCAAUCCGGGAUGUUACAAUGGUCACCCCCUCAUGAAUCAGAACAAUUUUGGAAACAAAAUGUCAAUAAAUUAAAUGAAAGGGAUCGUGAUUUAUUAAAGUUACUUGUCACUUCAAGUGAUAAUACAGUUUUGGCAAUUGGAGCCAAACAACGAAUAAUGGAAUUAAUGACUCACGAAGAUCCGGGAGUUCGAUAUCAAUGUUUGAUAGCGGUACAAAAAUAUAUGACUCAUGCUUGGGUUGUUUAG